AACGAAAAUUCUUACAGAUUACACGUCUUGUUCUUAAACGUAAAUAUAUCCUUUUCCAAGCAUCAAAAUGGUUAGGGAGAACAAGGCAGCAUGGAAGUCUAAUUACUUCACAAAAGUUGUGACAUACCUCGAUGAAUAUCCAAAAUGCUUCAUUGUCGGCGCAGACAAUGUUGGAUCGAAGCAAAUGCAACAGAUCCGUAUUUCACUUCGUGGACUUGCCGUUGUUUUGAUGGGUAAGAACACUAUGAUGCGUAAAGCAAUUCGUGGACAUUUGGAGAACAACCAAGCACUUGAAAGACUCUUACCACACAUUCGUGGUAAUGUUGGUUUCGUUUUCACCAAAUUGGACUUGAAUGAAGUUCGUGAAAAGUUGCUCGAAAACAAAGUACGUGCUCCAGCCCGUCCAGGAGCAAUUGCACCAUGCCCCGUCAUCAUUCCAGCUCAAAACACUGGUUUGGGUCCAGAAAAGACCAGUUUCUUCCAGGCUUUGUCUAUUCCAACAAAGAUUUCAAAGGGUACGAUUGAAAUUAUCAAUGAUGUCCCUAUUUUGAAGCCAGGUGACAAAGUUGGUGCUUCAGAAGCUACAUUGCUCAAUAUGUUGAACAUCUCUCCAUUCUCAUAUGGUCUCGUUAUUGAACAAGUUUAUGAUUCAGGCAGUAUCUUCUCACCAAACAUUCUUGACAUUAAGCCAGAAGAUUUGCGCUCUAAAUUCCAACAAGGUGUUGCAAAUGUUGCUGCUCUUUCAUUGGCUAUCGGAUAUCCAACAAUCGCUUCAGCUCCACACUCUAUUGCCAAUGGAUUCAAGAACUUGUUGGCUAUUGCCGCCGUUACUGAUGUUGAAUUCAAGCAAGCUGAAACUGUCAAGGAAUUCCUUAAAGAUCCAAGCAAGUUUGUUGCUGCCGCUGCUGUUGCUGCUCCAGCUGCUGCUGCUGCCCCAGCUGCCGCUAAGGCUGAAGCCAAGAAGGAAGAAUCAGAACCAGAAUCUGAUGACGAUAUGGGAUUCGGUCUCUUCGAUUAAACAUCUAAAUCAUAAAAUUCCAUCAAUUAUUGGUCACCCAAAUGUUUCGAUCCAACAUUGUAAAAUCUUUUUAUCACUAAAUGCAUGAAGAAUUGUAAAUACUCGUCGGGAAAACUAAUGGCGACUUACAAUUUUGAUUGCAUAAGUAAGCAAAAGAGAAGAGCGAAAAAAAGUCAACAUUCCUCUUUUUAACACCAUCAAAUAAUAAUUAUGUAUCUUGUUGCCUGAAGACCGGCAAUUUUUAAAUUAAAUGAAAUGAAAUAACGUUUAAUUUAAUAAAAGUGACC
Molecule: messenger RNA, 1305 nt
Organism: Chironomus riparius
Lineage: Eukaryota; Metazoa; Arthropoda; Insecta; Diptera; Chironomidae
Source: the annotation of a GenBank genome assembly